AUGCCAUUACUUGGAACACUUUCUCCAGAGAAGUUCUUUCCCAAUGGUCACCACAGAGACACUUUGACAAACACCUACUGUGUAUUGUUAGGAAGAAUACUGUCUGAGUUUAAAGACUUCUCCUGGCUUCAAAAAGUGCUCUCAGCCCACAUCUAUCAUCCUUACCAAGCUGAGAUGAGGCAACCAUCUGAAGUUUUUCAGCUACCAAUCAUCCUCAAGAAUGAGGCCAAGCAUGAGGAUUGUAUAGAUAUAUUGGACCAGUAUCAACAGGUCCUUGGUGAUGUUUACAUGAAGGCGUUUGGCUCCACUGACCUUCUUCGGUCCUAUAAAGUCCCUGUUGGUGGUGAUCAAUUAACUCGUGUACGUCUAGAGGAAGCGAAACACCUUCGUUCCUUUGCUACCUCACCAGAAAAGCGGUUUGAAGAUCUCCACCCUUUCAUAAUAGAGCUCUGGCACAUCAAGCAGGACUUCUUAGAGAAAUGCUUUAAAAAGCUGUUCAGUUCCAAAACUUUGAGACAAACUGGAACCCUAUACCAUUACAAGGGCAAGUUGCAAAGGAGCGAUGUAAAUGGAAAGGUUAAGGGCGCCUUUAAAGCGCAUCACGAUUUCCUGUCGCUGGCAGGUAAACAGAUGGUGAAGGAGCAGCUGAUGGAGUUCUUUGGCAUGGAGAGCCCUGAUUCCAGUUGCACCCGAUUCAGCUGGUGA
This is a messenger RNA of Dreissena polymorpha, 705 nucleotides long. RefSeq lists its product as uncharacterized. Bases 1 to 705 code for a protein of 234 amino acids. The record is from RefSeq and is a predicted model, not a curated record. NCBI's taxonomy places the organism in Eukaryota, Metazoa, Mollusca, Bivalvia, Myida, Dreissenidae. The transcript has 4 exons.